AAAACUAAAAAUUGCUUCAUAUUUAAAAAGGGUAAAGAAAUGUGAGGCCUUUAAUUAACGUUCGCGUUAAAUAUUACAUAUCAUUUAAAUAAACCGUAAAAGAAAGAAUUUGCUCAACAAGGUCAUCGUUCCGAGUGAAGGUAGUGGUGUUUAUAAUGUCCAAAAAGCAAAACUCCAAUAGGAUUUUAAAUACACUCUCGAUAUCACUCCCGGAUGACCGACCAAUUACAGGGAUACAAGUUGUCGAAAGCUUAGAUAAGUGCCCCGACGGGUUUUCUGUGAUCAGUCGCACAUAUGAUCAAGAUCAAGACGCCGACUUGUGGCGUGAAGGUUCAUUUUUAAAAAGAAAAACCGAACGCUACCUAUGCUUGUCUAAAACUAAAGGACUGCCCGGUUAUAUUGUAGAAGAAAUACUUAUAGUUAACGAUAAAAUCCCUCCAGAAGGUUACUGCUUGUUAAGUCGAACUGUAGACACCGAACAAAAGGCGUGGCGUAAAAAGCAGCUGUGUUAUCGCCUAGUGCCAAGGAAGCAAGCCAUUUUGGCUGUAACCGAUAUUAUUAUUUGUAGUCGUUUAAAACGUGCCCCGGAAGGCUUUUCUUUAGCAGGGGAGAUAAACGGAGUAGUUAUUUGUUAUAAAAUGGGCAACGUGCAAGAUUCGGAGGCGGAUCAAGGGCAUAAUGGAAAUAAGCCGCCGGAGAGACCGCCGAAACCGGCACCAUAUCCUCCUACUUCGUCAGUGUACCCAAAUAUAGAUAGCGAUCACGAUUACGAAAUUCUAAUGCCAGAUUACAAUCGCAGAUCGAUGCCAGUAAGACCUGCCCCUUUGACACCUGCACAAAUUGGUCCCCCAACACAUACUAUAUCACCUACCCAACAUUCUCUAGCCGGAGUUCCAUUCGUCAUUAAUCCCAAAUUUUUGAAUGCUGCUAAUAGUGACAAGGCGCAACUUCCACUAAUCAAAGCGCGAACAAUGCAACAGUUGAUGAAGGAUUAUAAUUACAGCUUUUCUGUAGAGAGACAGUAGCUACAGAACAUUGGAAGUGAAUCAUCAUUUUAUUGUGAAUAUGUUUUGUGUCAUGUAUUUAUUAUUUAGAUUCUUAAAAGUGUGAUAAUACCUAGGUAGCAUGUUUAAUACACAAAAGUGACCACUGUUAGCUUGUCAACAAAAGCGCAUCUAUUUUUUUUAUAAUUUUUAUUUUAAAAGCUCCUUUAUGCAGUAUACAACAAGCAGAAGACUACUUCACAUUAAGUAGGUGCUCCAGUUUUAACACAAAUCGUACAUUAGCGUAAUUUUUAUAAUGUAUAUGGCUGAUUUAAUAUUUGUAUAUAUUGAUAAUUCAGAUUAUAGUGCUACUAACAAGAUCUAUUCAUAUUUGUGCCAAUUUUUUUAUUACAAUUGUGUUUCAAAUAAGUACAUAUAAUGUCACAUUAAGCAUUUAGUUAGGGUAGACCAAACAAUAAAUUACUAAUACAUUAGUUAUUUGUGAAUUGUAA
This is a messenger RNA of Photinus pyralis (common eastern firefly), 1495 nucleotides long. RefSeq names its product multivesicular body subunit 12B (gene Mvb12). The coding region runs from base 156 to 1025 and encodes 289 amino acids. Gene Ontology annotation, cellular component: cytosol; ESCRT I complex. Lineage: Eukaryota; Metazoa; Arthropoda; Insecta; Coleoptera; Lampyridae. The transcript has 6 exons. Gene Ontology annotation, biological process: endosome to lysosome transport via multivesicular body sorting pathway; virus maturation; viral budding. The record is from RefSeq and is a predicted model, not a curated record.